Molecule: messenger RNA, 482 nt
Organism: Phanerochaete carnosa HHB-10118-sp
Lineage: Eukaryota; Fungi; Basidiomycota; Agaricomycetes; Polyporales; Phanerochaetaceae
Exons: 4
Coding region: 27-425 (132 amino acids)
Cellular component (GO): nucleolus
Source: RefSeq, a predicted model, not a curated record
CGCUCAUCUCCAGCUCUAACGGGGCGAUGUCAGACUAUGACUUUCGCCCCACUGGCUCCCUCAAGCUCAAGGGAGGGGUCGCCGAGGGUGGAAUUGUGAAGAAGAAGAAAAAGUCCAAGAGCAAGGCCAAGGAUAAGGAUGACGAGUUCGAGAAGCAGCGACUUCUGGAGCUAGAGGCCGUUAUGAGGGAAGAGGAAGGCAAGACGACCUCACCUGCAGGUAGUAGCAGGGCCUCGCCAUCGGUCGUAAGCAGCGAAAGGAAGACGGCAGCUGAGAAACGGUUCGAGGAGGUGCAACGCAAGCGGUUGGCAGACAAGGUCACGAAACUUGCCAACAAGACCCACAAGGAUAGGGUCAGCGACUUCAACUCGAAGCUCGAAGCGCUCAGUGAACACCACGACAUUCCCAAGGUUGGACCGGGCUAAUGUCACGUACAUAUCGCUGUAUCACUGUGUCUUAUUUCAAUAUACGCUUUCCCAAAC